This is a messenger RNA of Dothidotthia symphoricarpi CBS 119687, 1152 nucleotides long. Its product is annotated as cephalosporin C acetylhydrolase. The record is from RefSeq and is a predicted model, not a curated record. Gene Ontology annotation, molecular function: serine-type endopeptidase activity. The coding region runs from base 1 to 1152 and encodes 383 amino acids. Gene Ontology annotation, biological process: proteolysis. NCBI's taxonomy places the organism in Eukaryota, Fungi, Ascomycota, Dothideomycetes, Pleosporales, Dothidotthiaceae. The transcript is spliced from 8 exons.
AUGUAUAUCUUCCUACUCUUCGCUCUCGCAUCCUACUCUUUCGCUGCGCCCUUGAUCAAAGCAGGACAGCAAGCAACCGCAAUCCCCGGCAAAUGGAUCGUCAAGCUCAAGGGCGAUGUAACUACAUCAGCCAUGACGAGCCUAAAAGCCAUGAUCUCGACUGAACCAGAUCAUGAGUACUCAAUGGCUGGAUUCCGUGGAUUCGCUGGCACUCUAUCUGAGAAAGAACUCGCGCGUCUCGGAGCCUCUCAUCAGGUGGAGUACAUCCAGCAGGAUGCAACGGUGCACGCUUAUUAUCGCGUCGAGCAAGAAAACGCGACCUGGGGUCUUGCGCGGAUCUCCUCCGAGGAACCGGGCAGCACGUCGUACUUCUACGACGACACGGCAGGGGAGGGGACUUGCUCUUACAUCAUCGACACGGGCAUAUAUGUUGAGCAUCCGGACUUCGGAGGACGCGCCGAGUGGCUCGGAGACUUCUCUGGAGAAGACCUGUUAGUAGAUGAACAAGGCCACGGCACGCAUGUUGCAGGUAUAGUUGGAUCGGCAACUUAUGGCGUGGCGAAGAAGACUAAACUCUACGCUGUCAAGGUCUUGGACUCUUAUGGCAGUGGGACGAAUGCUGGUGUACUCGCCGGAAUUAACUUCGUGGUCAAAGAUGCGAAGACUCGCGAUUGCCCAAAAGGAUUCUCAGCAAACCUUAGCCUUGGUGGAUAUAAGAGCACUGUGCUCAAUCAAGCUGUCGCUGCCGCCGUCCGAUCGGGCAUCUUCUUCGCCGUCGCCGCUGGCAAUGAAGGUAUGGAUGCCAAGUACUCAUCUCCAGCCUCGGAGCCCAGCGCCUGCACAGUCGGCGCAACGCACAGAAACGACACGUUCGUAUCAUGGUCGAACUUCGGACCACUGGUUGACGUCCUUUCCCCGGGAGCUAAUAUCACCAGUACGUGGAACGAUGGAUCCAUCGAAACUCUCUCAGGCACGUCCAUGUCUGCCCCUUUUGUUGCUGGCAUGGCGGCGUGUAUGAUGGGGUUCAACUAUACUGAUGUUAGUUCGAUUUGUGAUAUGAUUGGUAAGAUGGCGGCGAUUGGUGUGGUGAAAGGAGUUCCAAAGAACACGAAGAAUCUGCUACUUCAAAAUGGGCACCUAGAGGUCUACUAA